AUGCAACCCCCCCUCUUCCCCCUCUCCCGAAACAACCACCGCGGCCGCUCAAAAGCGAUAAUGAACUACGACGCCCUCCCCACCCCCUCCUCCAAGCCCGAAGCCACCGACUUCCUGCAGACGCUCCUAAACAAGAACCUCAGGGUGGGCACCACGGACGGGAGGAUGUUUUGGGGGAGCUUCAAGUGUACUGAUUCUGACUGCAAUCUCGUCCUCCAACAUACCUACGAAUACCGCCCCCCCCCCCUCACCCAACUCCAAUCAGCCGCCGCCGCCGCCGCAAGCUCAGAUCCCCAGUCCAAAAAAGUGGUCAUGGAUAUGACAUCCCGCUACCUAGGUCUAGUCGUCGUACCAGGCCAAUACAUCACAAAGAUCGAAGUCGAAGAAUUCGCCAGUCAACUCAAGGCCACAGAGCGCAAACAGCAGCAACAGUCACAACAACAACAACAACAACAACAACAACAACAACAACAACAACAACAACAACAAACAACAACACGCAAGGCAGAAAUUAGUUAG
Molecule: messenger RNA, 519 nt
Organism: Podospora bellae-mahoneyi
Lineage: Eukaryota; Fungi; Ascomycota; Sordariomycetes; Sordariales; Podosporaceae
Exons: 3
Coding region: 1-519 (172 amino acids)
Cellular component (GO): NatC complex
Source: RefSeq, a predicted model, not a curated record